Bemisia tabaci is the source of this 1155-nucleotide messenger RNA. RefSeq lists its product as uncharacterized. The record is from RefSeq and is a predicted model, not a curated record. NCBI's taxonomy places the organism in Eukaryota, Metazoa, Arthropoda, Insecta, Hemiptera, Aleyrodidae.
CGGCGGAGCGUCCGGCGAAUAUUUUGACGUCACGAUUUCACCCGUGCACCACGCGGACCUGAUCGCGGACUUCAUUAAGGGGUUGCGGUAAACCCUCGCAAAUUAACAGUUAGAUUUACGCCAUCAUUUAUAAAUACAAAAAUCGACCAGACCCAUUGUUCAGUUAGUGCUCAUUUUUGAUCGUGACAACUACCCUUCAGUGACUCUUUGUACGAAACCACCAACCAACUUCAUUCAAGAUGAAAUUCACCGUUAGCAUUGCUUUGAUCCUGGCUCUGUUCGCCUCCGCCCAGGCCCUGCCGAGCCGGAUGGGGCGCCAAGAAGAGGCCGCCGCUGUCCCUGAAGACCCGGCCGCCGCUGCCGCCCCUGCUGAACCGGCCGCUGUCGCUGAGGACGCCCCUGCUGCCCCCGUCGCUGAGGCCGCCGUCGCCCCUGAAGGAGACAAACACGCCCACGAACACGAACACGAACACAAACCCACCCACCACGAGCACAAACCCACCCAUCACGAGCACAAACCCGCACCCACCCACUACGAGUCCGAGCCAGAGCACUACUACGAGGUCAGCAAGCCCCAGGUCCACCCACACCCCAUCAACCUCCACGCCAUCCUCACUGCCCUCAAGUACGUCGGACCCGUCGUCGGCGACCUCAUCCAGCCUUUCGCCCUCAACAUCGUCCACGCCAUCAUCGGGGCCAUCACUGAAACCCUCAGCUCUGGUUUCUCAAUGCCCACCCCACACCACUACCCGGUCUCUUAUCCAGAACCACACCAUCACGAAUAAGAAGGUUGAAUAAGAAUCAGAUUUCCAACAGAUUUCAGUGGUUUGAAACACCACUAGCUAAUGACGUAUCAUCUGAUGAAAUCGCUCGAGAUAACGUACCGAGAAUAUUCUUUCUUCAACAACCGGUGGGAAAGUAUUUUCAUAGCAGGCUCAAACUGAUGAACGUUUAAAAUAACUCAAUUCAUCCUCCGAAAACCUUCAAUUUAUUUGGAGCCUUGUUUCGCUCUAAAUCAGAGCCCUGUUCCUAAUACUCUCUGUUUUAUUUAUUUCAAUGGAAGUGUACAUAAAGCAUAAUUUAUUUAUUUAUUUCUCAAUUUUAAUUAAUUAAUUUCAUGAGAAAAUUAUAUUGGCUCACUUCAACUGUGCUCAU